AUGAAUCUCCUUUUUUCUCUUAUACUUUUUGCUUCAUUGGGCUACGAGGCUGUCGCUACCCCAAUUCAACAUAGACCUACUGAAGAUGGUCACAAGAAAAGAUCUUUCCGGGUUGAACGCAUUAAGCACAACGACUAUGUCCGCAAUUCGCCUGGUGCUUUGAAUAAAGCAUACAACAAGUUCGGCAUUACAGCUGGUCACAUGGAAGGUCAAGAUCGUUAUGACUUCCUGCCAUUCCUUACUGCUACGAGCAGCAAGAGCGCCUCAAAAACCACCAAUUGUGCCUCUUCCGCCAGCGCAAGCUCAAGUGCAGACAUGGGUGAGGAGGGAACUGUUAGUGCGACGUCAGUGGAGGGAGGUUCGGAGUAUGUUUCGCCUGUCCUCAUUGGGGGCCAGAACAUCACCAUGGAUUUCGAUACUGGAUCAGCAGAUAUGUGGGUGAUGAACUCCGAGUUACCAUCCUCUAUGACAAAGGGGCACACCAUCUACGACCCCUCAAAAUCCAGCACCUUCAAGAACAUGACCGGUGAAUUCAAAAUUUCCUACGGAGACUCAUCAUCCGCGUACGGCUCUUUAGCCAAAGACACAGUCAGCAUUGGUGGAGCAGUAGUCAAGGAUCAAGUCUUCGGUCUCCCGACCAAAGUAUCCAGUUCAUUCGUCUCAGACACCAACUCCAACGGCCUAGUCGGACUCAGCUUUUCCUCAAUCAACAGCUUUGACCCAGGGCCCCAGAAGACCUUUUUCGAUAACGUCGCCCCAGACCUCGAACUACCGGUUUUCACCUCUCUCCUGGGCAGCGAAGGCGGCUUGUACGAAUUCGGCACUAUAGACCAUAGUCUAUACAGUGGUACUCUGGCUAAUAUCAGUGUCGACUCUUCGAACGGGUUCUGGCAAUUCAAAACGACAGGGUAUGGCGUGAACUCUAAUGGAAAACCCACGGUCUCAAUCAACAAUACCGCUAUCUGUGAUACUGGUACUACAUUGAUGUUGGUUAGUCCAGCUAUUGUAACGGAUUAUUAUUCGAGAGUCAAUGGUUCCAGCUAUUCGAAUAGUGUUGGUGCCUAUAUCUACCCCUGUGAUACGGAUUUGCCAGAUUUGACAAUUCAAAUUGACAAUGGUAUCAUGAACGCCACUAUAGCGGGAUCAGAGUUGGCUUAUGAAGAGGUGGGGACUAAUACAAACACAGGAAAAGCUAUGUGCUAUGGCGGUUUACAGUCGAGUGGAGAAUCAAGCUUUCAGAUCUUUGGUGAUAUCUUCCUAAAGGCGUUUUAUGUGGUCUUUGACCAGCGUGGCCCGUCAUUGGGAAUCGCAUAUCCUGCUUCAUGA
Molecule: messenger RNA, 1326 nt
Organism: Penicillium pulvis
Lineage: Eukaryota; Fungi; Ascomycota; Eurotiomycetes; Eurotiales; Aspergillaceae
Product: pepsin-like aspartic protease
Exons: 3
Coding region: 1-1326 (441 amino acids)
Biological process (GO): proteolysis
Molecular function (GO): aspartic-type endopeptidase activity
Source: RefSeq, a predicted model, not a curated record